Molecule: messenger RNA, 2226 nt
Organism: Zingiber officinale
Lineage: Eukaryota; Viridiplantae; Streptophyta; Magnoliopsida; Zingiberales; Zingiberaceae
Product: centrosomal protein of 128 kDa-like
Exons: 3
Coding region: 270-1868 (532 amino acids)
Source: RefSeq, a predicted model, not a curated record
CACCAGCCGUCCGAUCCGACCACGUCCUCCCUCGAAGGGGCACGCUUUUCUGCCUCCUUCCUCGCCAUCGCCUACGGCGGCGACUCUAUUUGAAACUUCUUCUUCUUCUUUGUCUUCUUCCCAUCGGAUUCCACCAGCGACGUCAAUUUGAGACCCAGUCAAGACUUUUACUCCCUAAUCUCGCCUCGAAUCGCGCCGCCUGGUCGCGGUGGAAGAAGAACAGGAGAACGAAGAACCAAAGUGCAUUGAAUGUGUUCCUGCCUCUUUCAAUGGCACAUAAGGAAUCUCUUGCAAGCUCGGGUGUAAAAUUGGCGCGAUCCAAAUCAACCAAGGGAUCUCCUUCAUCGUUGGAUUCCUCAGAUUCAAGAGCAUUGAAGAUUAGGUCUGUUACAAAGGCUGCACAAUCAGCAUCUAAACAAAAUGUAAGAUCUUCUGAUCUGCAGCACCAGUUAAGUAAGCUCCACGAAGAGCUAGAGAAGGAAAAGGAGGAGAAGGCCAGAGCAAUGCAGGAACUUACUGAUAUAAAAAGAAAUGUGUCACAAAAAAUUACUAGUGAGAGUGAGUCGAAAGUGGAGGUGCUAGAGAAAGAAGUUCAGAAAGCAAAGGAAUCGGAGAGAAAAAUGCUUGAGUCACUUGUAUCACAGACGAAACUCCUUGAGCAGAUUAAGAUCUCGCUGGAAGAGGCCAAACUUGAGAAUAGGUCGUUGCGAGAGAGAAACAAAAGCUUUGAGAGAGUUAAAAAUUUUGGUAACCGAAGCCUUAGGCACUUUGAGAAGCAUUUGUUCGGGAGUGAUGUUUUGCAUUCAGGUACUGAAGAGGCAGAUGUUAGAACACUGAGGAAUGAACUGAGGUUAAGCACAGAAGCAGAAGAAAAAAGCAAGGUGGCGAUGGAUGGUUUGGCAUCCGCCCUGAAGGAAGUUUCAGCAGAAGCCAACCAAGUGAAAGAAAAAUUCAAGGUUACCGAGUCUGAGUUGGAAAGAGUAAGAGCCAACUCCGAAAGCCUGAAGACUUCGUUAAGAAGCAUGGAAGAAAAGUUUCAAGCAGCAUCGGAAGAAUCUGAAAGGCUUAAGUGUGAAUUAGAUGAAUCUAUUGCUGCUUGGAAUGUGAAAGAGAAUAGCUUAAUAAACUGUAUCAAAAUGUUUGAAGAGGAGAUCAAUGAAUUGAAGGCAAAGAACGAUAAGUUGUUCGAGUCACAAAGAACAGCCAGGGAAGAGAAUGCCAAUUUGAGGGAUAUUCUAAAGCAGGCCAUAAAUGAAGCAAGUGUCGUCAAAGAAUCCCAAGAGAUCACUAGGAAAGAGAAUUCCCAGCUAAAGGAUCAAUUAUCAGAGAAGGAAAACAAAUUGCAGGUACUAAAGCAAGAAUAUGAAUGUUUAAAGGUCAGUGAAGCAGCAGCAACUGAUAGUGUUACGGGACUGAAGAGCUUGCUUGCUGCAACAUCCACAAUGGACUCGAUGAUAGUAGCCCCUUCAAAUUUUGGUGGAAUUGAUAGCAAUGUCAUUGAAAGGGGGGCAAAAUUUUCAUCUGAACGCUGGAGUGGGCAUAAUAAACGGUUUCAAAAUGGGCGUAGGCACUCAAUCGGAGAACCCGGUAAGCUCAAGGGAUCUGCAUAUGGUGUAGCAGGCUCUCCAGAGCCGAAACAUCAGUUAACUGCAUCUCUCAGUAACAUGUCUGAAAUUAGGUCUGCUUCAUCUAUCAUACCCAACUACAACAGAUCGUUGUAUCCGGACGAUUUCGAUCACAUAAUUGCAAGUCAUAUGGAUCACGCAGCCGCAACUAAAAAGAAAAAGACAUUUUUUCGGAGAUUUGGGGACAUGCUAAGAAGAAAGAACAGUUAUAGGCAGAACUCUUCUUUCGUAGUUCUUCAGUAAAUAACCAGAGACCCUCCUAUUCAUAUCAGUUUGCACCUUUAUGGUUUUACAGUAGCAUGACUCGCCAAUAAUGCAAAUUAGGUGUGUUUACAGCGGUGAGUUACAUGUAGAUUGAGAAGAUGAAGGACACCUUACUUCAUGUCAAGAAUAGUUCAGAUUUGGGAGAUUUUCACUAAGCUAUAUCUAAUAUCCAACAGCUCUUUUUCGUAGCUACGUAUCUUUAAACUGUGUAGGAGGAUGAGUUACCAUUCCAUUUAGGUUCACACAGAGCAAAGUAGUUGUUGAUGUAUGAAACACAUUGAGAAUUUAUGAGUUUAAAAGUGCAUAAGAGGCACAAGUGGUUUCAAGGUUCAGAAAA